AUGGCACCAACCCCGACCGAUUCGCCGUCUCACGCCGACACACCGAUGACAGACGCAUAUGAUGAUGCUAUUCCAUCGAUUCCUGUUGACAGCGCCGACGCGCCUCAGAGUUACCAAGAUACCCCGGACUACACGGAUUCGGACACCAAUCCUCACACAACUGCUAGCAGUGUCGCAGGCGACCUCGCCCAAGCAGAUGGACGUCGCCGGAGAUCCGAGGCUACCCAGCUGAGGAAAAGUAUUCUAGGCAAAAAGCAUGGCCGUCUGGAUGAGUCUAAGGAAGAUGACUCGAUUCGUCGAUUCCGUUACCUUCUCGGUCUUACCGAUUUGUUUCGCCACUUCAUCGAGACCAACCCCAACCCUCGCAUCAAAGAGAUUAUGGCUGAAAUUGACCGUCAAAAUGAGGAGAAGGAAGCAAAGGCCCGCAAAGGUUCUUCUCGCUCUGGUGGGGCGGGUGGUGAACGACGCCGCAGAACUGAACAGGAGGAGGACGCUGAGCUCCUGCAGGAUGAGAAGCGGGGCGGCAACACCACUACUGUGUUCCGCGACUCGCCCGCAUUCAUUCAGGGCGAACUCCGUGAUUACCAGAUUGCUGGUCUGAACUGGCUGGUCUCUCUCCAUGAGAACGGUAUCUCCGGUAUCCUGGCCGAUGAAAUGGGUCUAGGAAAGACAUUGCAGACAAUUUCGUUUUUGGGCUACUUGCGCUAUAUCUGUGACAUCAGUGGUCCUCAUCUAAUUGCUGUGCCCAAGUCCACUCUUGACAACUGGAAGCGCGAGUUUGCCCGAUGGACCCCUGAAAUUGACGUCCUUGUUCUGCAAGGUGACAAGGAUCAGCGACAGAAACUCAUCGCAGAACGUCUGGCCGACGAGAAUUUCGAUGUUUGCGUCACCAGCUACGAAAUGAUUCUGCGCGAGAAGUCACAUCUCAAGAAGUUACCUUGGGAGUAUAUCAUCAUCGAUGAGGCCCACCGCAUCAAGAACGAGGAAUCCUCUCUGUCUCAGAUCAUUCGUCUCUUCAACUCCCGCAACCGAUUGUUGAUCACCGGAACGCCACUACAAAACAACCUGCACGAGCUUUGGGCUUUGCUUAACUUCUUGCUUCCGGAUGUCUUUGGUGACUCGGACGCCUUCGAUCAGUGGUUCUCUAACCAGGAAUCUGACCAAGACACCGUGGUGCAGCAGCUCCACCGUGUGCUUCGGCCCUUUUUGCUUCGACGAGUGAAAAGCGAUGUCGAAAAGAGUCUAUUGCCGAAGCAAGAAAUGAAUUUAUAUGUACCCAUGGCCGACAUGCAGGUCAAAUGGUACCAGAAGAUUCUUGAGAAGGAUAUCGAUGCGGUCAACGGAGCGGGUGGCAAGCGCGAAUCCAAGACCCGUCUGUUGAACAUUGUCAUGCAACUGCGCAAGUGCUGCAACCACCCCUACCUCUUCGAGGGCGCCGAGCCCGGCCCACCAUACACGACUGAUGAGCACCUUAUUUUCAACUCUGGCAAGAUGUCGAUCCUUGAUAAGCUUUUGAAGCGCAUGAAGGCAGACGGCAGCCGUGUGCUUAUCUUCUCCCAGAUGAGUCGUGUCCUUGAUAUUUUGGAAGAUUAUUGCGUGUUCCGGGAGUUUAACUACUGCCGUAUUGAUGGUACCACGGCCCAUGAGGAUCGUAUUGCCGCCAUCGACGACUACAACAAGCCAGGAUCGGACAAGUUUAUUUUCCUUCUUACCACGCGUGCUGGUGGGCUGGGUAUCAACUUGACUACCGCCGACAUUGUGGUUCUCUUUGACAGUGACUGGAAUCCGCAGGCUGACCUCCAGGCCAUGGAUCGUGCCCACCGUAUUGGUCAGACCAAACAGGUGAAGGUAUUCCGAUUUGUCACCGAGAAUGCAAUCGAAGAGAAGGUUCUCGAGCGGGCCGCCCAGAAGCUGCGCCUGGAUCAACUGGUUAUUCAGCAAGGCCGGGCUCAGCAGCAGGCCAACAAGGCCGCUUCGAAGGAUGAGUUGCUCGGUAUGAUCCAGCACGGUGCUGCCAGUGUCUUCGGCAACCGGAGUCCCUCUGGAACCGGCUCGAACGACAUUACCGAAGACAACUUCGAGGCUAUCCUUCGAAAGGGUGAGGAGAGGACGGCUGAGUUGAAUAAGAAGUACGAGGCACUUGGUAUCGACGAUCUGCAAAAGUUCAGCUCCGAGAGUGCGUAUGAGUGGAAUGGCCAAGAUUUCACCGAUCGUAAGAAGGACAUUGGUAUGACCUGGAUCAACCCUGCCAAGCGUGAGCGCAAGGAGCAAUUUUACUCCAUCGACAAGUACUACCGCCAAGCUUUGGCCACUGGCGGCCGUACCGCCGACACCAAGCCCAAGGUGCCUCGCCCACCAAAGCAAAUCACCAUUCACGACUGGCAGUUCUUCCCACCUGAGCUGCAGGAGCUGCAGGCGCAGGAGACUGCUUGGCAUCAGAAGCAGAUUGGCCACAAAGCCGAGCUAGCCGAGGGCCCCGAGGACACUCUUAGCGAGCGCGAGGCAGACCGAGAGCUCGCCCAAUACACUAUUGACAAUGCCCAGCCCCUGACGGAGGAAGAACAGACCAGAAAAGCUGCCAUGACUGAGGAGGGCUUUUCGACAUGGAACCGACGUGAUUUCCAGCAGUUCGUCAAUGGAUCGGCUAAGUUUGGGCGCACCGACUACGAGGGCAUUGCUACCGAAAUCGACAGCAAGGAGCCCGACGAGAUUGAGGAAUAUGCCGCGGUCUUCUGGGAACGAUACUCCGAAAUCGAAGAUUAUCCCAAGUACCUACGGGUGAUUGACCAGGGAGAGGAGAAGCUUCGAAAGAUGAACCACCAGCGUAAGAUGCUGCGGAAGAAGAUGGAGAUGUACCGUGUGCCUCUGCAGCAGCUCAAGAUCAACUACACUGUGUCUACAACCAACAAGAAGGUAUAUACCGAAGAAGAAGACCGUUUCCUCCUGGUCAUGCUGGACAAGUACGGUGUCGAGGGGGAUGGGUUAUUCGAGAAGAUCCGGGACGAGGUCCGCGAAUCUCCCUUGUUCCGCUUUGAUUGGUUCUUCCUCAGCCGCACCCCUGUCGAGAUCAGUCGGCGCUGCACCACACUGCUGAACACCGUGGCCAAGGAGUUCGAGCCCGAAACCAAAGUCAAUGGCGAGGGCAAAGGCCGUGGUCGCGGCCGUGAAGAAGAGGAGGAGAACGAUGACGCGGCACCUGCCAAGAAGAAGGCUAAGAAUGGCGCCACAGCCAAACAGGCUAAGCCCGCCAAAGGCGGCAGCAAGAACACCUCGACCCCGAACUCGCGGGCAGCCAGUGUUGCCAACGCACCCAAGUCAAAGACCCGCAAGCGAUGA
Molecule: messenger RNA, 3336 nt
Organism: Penicillium canariense
Lineage: Eukaryota; Fungi; Ascomycota; Eurotiomycetes; Eurotiales; Aspergillaceae
Exons: 5
Coding region: 1-3336 (1111 amino acids)
Biological process (GO): nucleosome organization; regulation of transcription by RNA polymerase II
Cellular component (GO): nucleus; chromatin
Molecular function (GO): ATP hydrolysis activity; nucleosome binding; ATP-dependent chromatin remodeler activity
Source: RefSeq, a predicted model, not a curated record